Miscanthus lutarioriparius is the source of this 1377-nucleotide messenger RNA. Lineage: Eukaryota; Viridiplantae; Streptophyta; Magnoliopsida; Poales; Poaceae. The record is from the annotation of a GenBank genome assembly.
AUGCCGGCCGGCGUGGUGGACGUGGCCGCCAAGGGCGUCAGGCUGGAGCGGCACGCGGUUCUGCUGCGGCGCGCGGCGGGGGCCAAGCAGCUCGUGUCGGCGUCGUCGCACCUGCUCUUCCGCGCCACCGUGCUCGCCACGCUCGCGCUCGUCGUCCUCUUCGCCGUGCACUACCCGUCCCUGCUCUCCCACUCCUUCAGCCUCUCCGCGGCGCCCGCCUCCGGCUCCGGCUCCUCCUUGUCCUCGCCGCGGGAGGUGCGGCGCAGCGCCACGCCGCGGCGGGACGGGGCGCUGUCCGUGCUCGUCACGGGCGCCGCUGGCUUCGUGGGCGCGCACUGCUCGCUGGCGCUCCGGGACCGCGGCGACGGCGUGCUCGGCCUCGACAACUUCAACGCCUACUACGACCCGGCGCUGAAGCGCGCGCGGCAGCGGCUGCUGGCGUCCCGCGGGGUGGUGGUGCUGGACGCCGACAUCAACGACGCCGCGCUGCUGGAGCGGCUCCUGUCCGCGGUGCCCUUCACGCACGUGCUGCACCUCGCGGCGCAGGCGGGCGUCCGCCACGCGAUGCGGGCGCCGCAAGCGUACGUGGCCUCCAACGUCGCGGGCCUCGUCGCGGUCUUCGAGGCCGCCGCCAGGCACGCCGACCCGCAGCCGGCGGUCGUGUGGGCGUCGUCGUCGUCGGUGUACGGGCUCAACACCGAGGCGCCAUUCUCCGAGGACCACCGCACUGAUCGACCCGCGUCGCUGUACGCGGCCACCAAGAAGGCCGGCGAGGCCAUCGCGCACGCGUAUAACCACAUCUACGGGCUCUCCAUCACCGGCCUGCGAUUCUUCACCGUGUACGGGCCAUGGGGCCGCCCUGACAUGGCCUACUUCUCCUUCGCCCGCAGCAUCGUCGCCGGCGAGCCCAUCACGCUGUUCCGCACCUCCGACGGCGCCGACGCGCGCCGCGACUUCACCUACAUUGACGACGUCGUCAGGGGCUGCCUCGGCGCGCUCGACACGGCCGGCAGGAGCACGGGCUCCAAGUCCGGCAAGAAACGGGGCCCCGCGCCGCUCCGCGUGUACAACCUCGGCAACACCUCGCCGGUGCCCGUCACCCGCAUGGUCGCCAUCCUCGAGAAGCUCCUCGGCAAGAAGGCGCACAAGCGCGUCGUCACGAUGCCGACCAACGGCGACGUGCCGUUCACGCACGCCAAUGUCAGCCACGCUGCGCGCGACUUCGGCUACCGCCCCGCCACCUCGCUCGAGGCCGGCCUCCGCCAUUUCGUCGACUGGUUCGUGCGGUACUACAAGGUCGACGUCAGGGGCGGCGGCAAUGUCCUCGCCGGCAAGACCGCCAAGAGGAAAUCUAUGCCCAUGUCGGCAGCAUCGUGA